UGACUUAGUAUUAGCUACAGAAAAGGUUUGAUCUCAACGAAUAGGAAAGGCUCGAUUUGUGGUUCUUUUCAGUCAAUUCAUCACUCUCCGCCAAACCCAUGAAUCAAAAACCAGGCUGUUUGUCCAUUUCAUUCUCAAUUCCAUUGGAUCUUCCAUGUGUUGAUGGAGAAGCUUUUCCUUAGCCCAUUUUUGCUGUUGUCUUACACAAAUCAAGUGGGGUUUCUCCCUUUAUUCUCAUCUUCCCCUUUACCCUUCUACUCAUUCACCUUUGCUUGUCUUCAACGUUGGGUUGCCCCGUAGAUACCAAUCUAUUUGAGAAUUUUAGGGUGUUUGUAACAAAACCCAGAAGGGGAUUUGGGGGAUUUGUUACAGAUGCUCUGCAAAUGGGGAAAGUGGAGGAGCGAAAUCUGCCGGUGCAGCAGCGUCGUGAGGUGGCUCACUCUUCUGGGUGUCUUUGUGGUGAAUGUUCGAUUUGUUUUGAUAGAAUUUGUAAGGAGUUGAAUUUCAAGUGUUUGUUGGUUUUGGUUUUGGGGUUUGUGGUGUUUGUGCCUGGAUUCUUUUGGCUUCUUCCUUUUCAUGAAAGAAAUUCAGGGUUUGAAGCGAAAGACGCCAUUAAACUCAGUGCCACAGUUCACGUGUAUUGUGUUCUUGAGAAGCCUGUGAAGGAGCUUCUCCCUCAUAUCAAGAGAUUAGAGUUUGAUAUCAAUGGUGAACUAGACAUUCCUAAUGUCAAGGUUGCCAUUCUAUCCAUGCACGAUUUAGGUGAGUCGAACAGGACAUACGUGGUUUUCGGUCUUCUUUCUGAAUACUUAACUGCUCCAAUAAAUCCAGUGUCCUUAAGUCUGCUGAGAUCGUAUUUAUAUGACCUUUACCUUCGCGAGUCGAACCUUACUUUGACGACAUCGAUUUUUGGACAGCCAUCAGUAUUCGAAAUUCUGAGGUUUCCUGGGGGAAUCUCUAUAAUCCCAUUUCAACAUGCUUCAAUAUGGCAGUUCCCCCAGAUUGUGUUUAACUUCACUCUUACGAACUCUAUUUCUGAAAUACUCGACAAAUUCGUCGAGUUCAGGAAUGAGGUGAAGCUUGGAUUGCAUCUGAGGCGCUACGAGAAUGUGUAUUUUCAAAUAACAAACACGAUUGGCUCGACAAUGCAACCGCUCAUAGUUGUUCAAGCUUCUAUUUCUUCGGAGUUGGGACGCAUGACAUCACAGAGAUUACAGCAGUUGGCUGCAAUUAUCAACGCCUCUCCCAAACGAAAUCUCGGCCUUGAUUACUCGGUCUUCGGAGAAGUCGAAAGUAUCAGUUUGUCUUCGUAUCUGAGGAGAACCUCUAAGGCAAUGCCACCUACUCUUUCUCCAGCUCCUGCCCCUGCUCCUGGUCAUCAUGUAGAACUACAGAUUGCUCCACAUCGUUCAAGGUCAUCGUCCCAUGGUCUUGCGCCCCGACGACAUGUAAAUCGUUACCCACCUCGUUCUUCUCCGGCUCCUGCACAUUCCUCUCGUGGACAUUCAAUACCUCCAAUCUCCUAUCCAAAGUCUACAAGUCUGAUUGUUCCUCCGGCCGAUCAACCUGGGGUUUCUUCGUCGUUGCCCCCUGAUCUGUUACCUAAACCGAAGCCUUCUUUUCGGUCCGAAUCAGAACAGACAAAGGAAGAUGUCCAUAGAGUUUGGCCGCCGCCCAUUGAUUCGUCUCGUCCAGAUCAAGAUUAAAAUCCAUCAAUCUCCUUCAUCUUAACAUAUCCAUCAUCACACUGAAGAACACAAAUGAUACAAAAGUCGUCGGGUUGGAGCGGAUCGGGUACUCAUUUUUGGUUCUACGAGCAACCAGAAGGCGCCUCUGCAAACAUUUCUAACAACAACAAGGUCUUUUCCUCCCAAAAAGGAGAGUGUCAAGUGUAGAUGGGGAAUGGGGAUGUUUUCCAAAGGGGAAGCAAGUCCUGUAGGUGUAGGGUGU
Messenger RNA from Cucurbita maxima (winter squash), 1950 nucleotides. RefSeq lists its product as uncharacterized. Lineage: Eukaryota; Viridiplantae; Streptophyta; Magnoliopsida; Cucurbitales; Cucurbitaceae. The record is from RefSeq and is a predicted model, not a curated record. Bases 384 to 1706 code for a protein of 440 amino acids. The transcript has 5 exons.